Candidula unifasciata is the source of this 1083-nucleotide messenger RNA. The record is from the annotation of a GenBank genome assembly. Lineage: Eukaryota; Metazoa; Mollusca; Gastropoda; Stylommatophora; Geomitridae.
AUGACCAUAAAGUAUUGGAAGAAAGCAAACAGACCUGGCAGCCAUGUUCUGCUAAUAAAAUUAAUUGUUCUAAUUAGCUGCUUUUGGAAUGUGGCUGCUGUUUGCCAGUCAAGCCAGGGUGUAGACGAGUCACUCUAUGUCAUGUCGGAAGCUCCUGCAGCCAGUUUAUGUUCUUCUGCUGCUGCUUGUGAGUCAGGGACAUGUUCUUGUGGGGAGUCUCGGGGAAGUUCCCAAGAAUCUUUCUCAGACGCUGAGCCAGGAGUUUGGUCAGGACAGAAUAUCAGAAAUCCCCUAGCCCGGGCUGUUUAUUUCAAACUCAAGGAGGAUGAACGCAACAAGGAUGACAGACAUGUCUACUGGUACCGAGUGAUUGUCAGCCGUUUUCCAGAGGAGCUGCAGGCCAGAUUUAUCCAGUUUGACCAGGAUGAAGGCACCAGCUUGUUUCUGGAGAACUGUCUGGACAAGUCCAACCAGAUCUUCACCCAGUUGUUCUACUCAUUAGCUAGACCGGUGCUGAACAUGUUUAUGACCCAGACGUCAGUCAAUGGCUUCCUGAACAGGGGAUCAAUGUUCAUCUUCUCCAGGGCGCAGUUUGAACAGCUUCUUGGGUUUACACCUUACCAGAAGUCAGAUUCAUUACUGGAUCUAGGUAAUGUAAAAAUGACCUCAACGGGGACGACUGAGCAGUCAUCUUUGUACUCACAGUCGUCUUUGUACCCACAGUCAUCUUUGUACUCACAGUCAUCUUUGUACUCACAAGUUCUUGAUGUCAACGAAUGGCAAUCUACAGGUGUCAAAUAUGACCUAGUUUCCUGCCUGAACCUGCUGGACAGGUGCGACAAGCCCUUGUCCCUUCUGGCGGACAUCAAAGCCAGCCUGCAGCCUGUCACCGGCAGGCUUCUGGUUGCUGUAGUGAUCCCAUUCAAGCCGUAUGUAGAAUUCGAGUCCAAAACCCACCAGCCUAGUGAGUUUCUCCAUGUUAAAGGGUCCAAUUUCGAAGAGCAGGUAGAACAUUUUGUCUCCAUUUUUCAUCAGUCUGGAUUUGAGGUGGAAAAGUUCAGCCGUCUGCCGUACUUUGUGUGA